AUGUUGCCGGAAUGUUGUGAUGAUCAUUCGUUUGACGAUUUAUGUGUCACGGUUCGUAAAAACGAAACAACAAUCAUUAUUGUAUGUGUCUACUUCCCCCCGAAUUCAACCAUUCAAUCAUAUCAGAAUAUUGCAGAUAUCCCAGAAAUUAUUGAAAGAAAGCAUAAGCGGGUUAAGUUUCUCAUUGCUGGGGACUUUAAUUUGCCAAUCGUGAGUUGGAACGACGACGACCGCUUGCUGGUGCCAUCGGAUCUUUCAUCACCAGUGGCAGGAGCACUGAUGUCUGGCAUGUUUAUCAACGAGCUGCAACAAAUGCAUUUUUCUUCAACAAAUCUUCCUAUUCUUAAAGAUGACGAUGAUUGA
Ceutorhynchus assimilis (cabbage seed weevil) is the source of this 363-nucleotide messenger RNA. The record is from the annotation of a GenBank genome assembly. Lineage: Eukaryota; Metazoa; Arthropoda; Insecta; Coleoptera; Curculionidae.